AUGACAGCUAUCUUAAACUGGGAGGAUAUAUCCCCUGUUUUGGAGAAAGGCACCCGCGAAUCACUCGUGUCUAAAAGAGUUCCCUUUUUGCAAGAUAUAUCACAAUUAGUUCGUCAAGAAACAUUGGAAAAAUCUCAAUUAUCCGAAAUUGCUUCCGUUUUACUGAAUACCUUUGUGAUCUAUGAAGACAAUGGGUCCAAAACUUUGGUAACUUCAAUAUUGCUUGACGUCUUAAAUCUAGAACCAUGUCUCCUAGAAAACUUUGUCCAAUUUGUUUCAGGCGUGGUCAUCAGUAAUCCAGCUACCAAAGCUGUCGCAGAUUACCUUAACUUGUUAGAUUGGAUUGAUUCUUUCCUGAUUUAUGUCUCGCGCAAUCCUACCUUAUUUGAAGAAUAUGUUCCAAAAUUGUUGGUCGCCCACUCUUACGCAACUUUUGGAGUGGAAACUAUUCUUGACAAUCAAGAAGAGUGCAAGAAAACUCAGGAUAAACAAAACCAGCAUAGGAAAAGGAUCCGUUAUUGCAUUUUUCAGUCAGCGGUCAAGGCAUUUCUGAAGUGCUUGAAGGACAAUGAUGACAGUAUUUUCUUUUUGCAAAUUGUAAUUAAGACGGUAUUAGAAGGCCACUCUAAGCUGAAGAUAACUAGUGUUGGUAUGGUUAUGAUGAUGGGCGCACUAACUCAAACUACCCUCCAGUUGUUAUCGAGGCAACCAGCUCUACACUCCGCUUUGAAAGAAAAUUCUGUAGAGAAAUAUUGCGAAUAUUUGGGCAAAGAAGUUUUUUUAGGAAAAAACCCACCAUCUUCCUUUUGCCUAGAAGUUGGUUUGAAGCCUUUCUUGAAAGAAUUCGUCUCACAGGAGUUGUUCAUUAAGUUCUUCAUCCCUAAUAUUGAAAAAGCAAUUUUAAGAUCUCCUGAGGUUGGCUUUUCAAUAUUAUCUGAGUUAUACUCUGGUGUUUCUCCAGAAAAAGUAAACCUCUUAAAUGUUUUUACUUCUUCGAAACUUAUUAAUCAAUCCUUCUCGUCGUUUAAAAGCUCAAAAGAAGCCGUUAGAUCCGUCUCCCUUCAGUCCGUGAUAAUCCUAUUGAAAAAAGUUUCUAGGAGUGACGCUACCUUGGAAGGUUUGACGAAGCUUAUUGACGAAAUAUUUAAGAACAUCAAGUCGAAUCUGAACGCAGAUUACAAAUCGCUUAUUUCCAAAAUCCUCAUAGAAAUACCCUUAACACACUGUGAGGUCUCAGAAAAAAUCUGUAAAGGUUUGUCCCCAUAUAUUAGUAAAGAAGGUAAUGAAGCAGCUUUGGCUUUAAUGCUCAACGCUUUUUUUGUUCAUUAUUUUAGUUUGGGCAAAUCUAUUGAAGAAUUGAACAAAGUUAUAUCAGUUGGUUUCGCAGAUAAAAAACCUGCUCUGAAAAAAUGUUGGUUUGCCGCUUUUUUGAACAAUUCCAAUGCUGCCUUUGAAGAGGUGAUUUUAGACUUUAUAGACGGUUGUUUGGAAUUUGUGAAAGAUUCCAUUAUACAUUAUCAUACUCACGGGCAUGCAUGUAUUCUAGCAUCAAUUGAAUUUAUAAACAAAAUAUUGACAUUGAACAAUACUGAGUUAAAUGAUCGUGUUAUACAGCUCAUAGAAACUCUUCCUGAAAAUUCUUCGAUAGGUGAUGCUAUCUUAACUGCCGCCCUAUCGACAGAACUACCUAUCGAGAAUCGUAUUCAUGCUGUAAGUUUACUACAAGAACUGUUUUAUGAGAAACCAGAAUUUAUUGGGUUCAGUGUUAUUGAUGCAAUUGAAAGAAGAAUGCGUGUGCGAGAACUAAUACCUCAACAAAAUACAUCCUUCAAAUAUAUUACGUCUGUACUACUGGCCAUUACGUCGGAGCUACCUGACAAGGAAGCCUCUAUAAAAGUAUUAAUCAAUGCUCUGGUCAUAGCGCAAUGGAAUAUUUUUAACAUCAAAAAUGGCUGGGCUGGAUUAGUCUUACGUGCAAGACUUGAUCCAGCUGAGGUUGUUAGAGAACACGUUAAUAUUAUCAUGGAGAAGAUUCUUGGAAUUACUGGUAGUUGUGAGUGGAUAGACACAAUUUAUGGCAUAUGCGGUUUACAAGCUGCUGCGUAUGCAGCAUUUAUUCAACCCACAGAGUUUACGCCGAUCCUUUGUAAAACUAUCGAGGCCGAUUUAACAGCGAAUGAUUUCUCCCGUCUAACUGAAGAAGAUUUCGAAAUUUUUGCAGGAGAGGAAGGUGUUUUGGUGGUCGAUAUCCUAGAAGAAAGCAUGAAUAAGAGACUUUCCAAUAAAAAUUCUAAAGAAUAUGAAACCCUAAUGUGGGAACAAAAGAUAAGGAAAGAGCAAGCCAAGAAAAACGUGAAAAAACUUUCAAAAGAGGAACAGGAGCUCGUUAACAAGCAAUUAACCAAAGAAUCUAUAAUUAGAACACACGUAUCGGAAGUUUCCGCUCGUUUGAAGCGUGGGAUUAGAUUGGUAUCUGAGCUUUCCAAAGCUGCUUGUUUAGUCCAAAACGGCAUCACUACUUGGUUUCCCUUGGCAGUCACAAAGCUCUUGCACCUAUGCUCCGAAAAAAAUAUUUCAAAACUGACGGGGGAUGUUAAUAAUGUGUUCUUGCAGCUUUCUCAAAAUGUAUCCGAGAGAUUGGGUAAUAUUAGACUUUUCCUAGGUCUAGCAACUUUGCGUGUACACAAUGCUAAUAGCAUAUCACAAGAUUACUUGCAAGAACCACUGGUUGAAUUACUGACAAGAGUUCUUUUCAGAAUCAAGUUUGUUUCUAACCAAGCAGCGCUAGAUCCCAUUAGUCUGACUUACAUUUUGCCAUUGCUAAUUAAUGUUUUAGAAAAGGGUAAAACGAUUGCAUUAAAGAACGCCGACAAACCUGUUGUUAAAGCUGAGUUUGUUGAAGAAGAUGAAGAAGAAGAACAUCUGUUACUAGCCAUGGAAAUUAUUUCUGUGCAUGCCGAAGCUUUUGAAGACCCUUCCAUUCCAAGGAUUUCCAUUAUUGAAGUUUUGCUAUCUCUUCUUUCUUUGCCCUCAAAAGCGAAAAUUGCCAAGGAUUGUUUCAACGCUCUGUGCCAAAGCAUAUCUGUUGCACCAAAUCAAGAAGACCUUGAUAUGAUACUGUCAAACUUACUGUCACCGAAUCAGUUUGUCCGUUCAACAAUAUUAGAAACUCUUGAUAACGAAUUUGAAUUGGAACCAUUCAUGAAAUAUUCACCCGAAGUUUUUAUUUGCAGAUUUGAUUCGGAUCCUUCCAACCGUGAGAUUGCAGAUUUCAUUUGGGAAUUCAACAAAUUUGUAAUCAACGAUGAGUUACUGAAGAGCCUAUUUCCACUAUUCAAUCAGGAUGAUAGUGGUUUGAGAUUAUUUGCUGCGAACGCGUAUGCAUUUGGCGCUGUAAGCCUAUUUACUUCUGAAGGCAGCUCCUCGAACAAUUACCUAAAUGACUUGUUAAACUUUUAUAAAGAAAAGGCAAAGCCAUUGGAACCAAUUCUUGAUCAAUUUGGUUUGGUUCUUGUUUCUGCGAAUGAGCAAAAAGAUCCAUGGCAAGGAAGAAGUACGGUUGCUAUUACAUUAAAAACCAUGGCUAAGGCUUUUUCUGCGGACGAUGAUACUGUUGUUAACAUCAUAAAAUUUUUGGUCGAUGAUGGGGGCCUAGUUGACAGGGAACCAAUUGUUCGUCAAGAAAUGAAAGAAGCUGGUGUUGAAUUAAUUACUUUACAUGGCUCACAAAACUCUAAAGAUUUAAUUCCUAUAUUCGAAGAGGCGUUAAGCUCCAGCACAGAUAGUGCUCUAAAAGAGAACGUUAUUAUUCUUUAUGGUACACUAGCAAGACAUUUACAGGAGAGUGAUGCAAGAAUUCACACGAUCAUUGAAAGAUUGCUUUCAACUCUUGAUACUCCUUCUGCAGAUAUUCAACAGGCUGUUUCGGCUUGUAUAGCGCCACUAGUUUUCCAGUUUAAACCAAAGGUUGGUGAAUAUUUGAGUGUUUUAAUGGAAAAACUGUUGAAUCCAGCUGUCGCUUCUUCUAUGCGGAAAGGUGCUGCUUGGGGUAUCGCUGGUUUAGUUAAAGGUUACGGUAUCUCGGCUCUCUCUGAGUUUGACAUUAUCCGCAAUCUCAUCGAGGCUGCAGAGGAUAAAAAGGAGCCAAAAAGGCGUGAAUCUGUGGGCUUUUGCUUUCAAUAUUUAUCCGAAUCUCUGGGGAAGUUUUUUGAACCAUACGUGAUUGAAAUUCUUCCUAAUAUUUUGAAGAAUUUGGGGGAUGCUGUUCCCGAAGUCAGAGAUGCAACGGCACAUGCUACAAAGGCCAUAAUGGCACAUACUACAGGUUACGGUGUUAAAAAGUUAAUUCCAGUCGCUGUUUCUAAUUUGGAUGAAAUCGCUUGGAGAACUAAGAGGGGCUCCGUCCAAUUGUUAGGUAAUAUGGCUUAUUUAGAUCCUACACAACUAUCGGCUUCUUUGUCUACUAUUGUCCCAGAAAUUGUUGGUGUAUUAAACGACUCCCAUAAAGAAGUGCGUAAGGCUGCUGAUGAAUCCUUGAAAAGAUUUGGUGAAGUCAUUAGAAAUCCUGAAAUUCAAAAAUUGGUGCCCGUACUUUUGCAGGCUAUUGGUGAUCCAACAAAAUACACAGAAGAGGCCUUGGAUUCGUUGAUUCAGACGCAAUUUGUCCACUAUAUUGACGGUCCUUCACUAGCAUUAAUCAUUCAUAUUAUCCACCGUGGUAUGCAUGAUAGAUCUGCCAACAUUAAGAGGAAGGCAUGUAAGAUUGUUGGUAAUAUGGCCAUUUUGGUUGAUACCAAGGAUCUCAUCCCAUACUUACAACAGCUGAUAGAUGAAGUGGAGAUUGCUAUGGUCGAUCCUGUUCCAAAUACCAGGGCCACAGCAGCUCGUGCAUUAGGUGCCUUGGUAGAAAGGUUAGGUGAGGAACAAUUUCCAGAUUUGAUUCCUCGUCUACUGAAUACCUUAAGUGACGAAUCAAAAUCGGGUGAUCGUCUCGGUUCCGCUCAAGCACUAGCUGAAGUUAUUAGUGGCUUAGGCUUAACCAAGUUGGAUGAAAUAUUGCCAACUAUUUUAGCUGGUGUAACCAAUUUCCGUGCUUAUAUCAGGGAAGGAUUCAUGCCCUUGUUGCUUUUCCUCCCUGUUUGUUUUGGAUCCCAAUUUGCACCAUACAUUAAUCAAAUUAUUCAGCCUAUUCUUUCCGGAUUGGCUGAUAAUGAUGAAAACAUUCGCGACACUGCUUUGAAGGCUGGUAAAUUAAUUGUUAAAAACUAUGCUACAAAGGCCGUUGAUCUAUUGUUGCCUGAAUUAGAAAGAGGUAUGUUCGACGAAAAUGACAGAAUUCGCUUAUCUUCUGUUCAAUUAACUGGUGAACUUCUGUUCCAAGUCACUGGUAUUUCCUCUAGGAACGAAUUUUCUGAGGAAGAUGGUGAUCAUAACGGUGAAUUCUCCGGUAAAUUGGUGGAUGUGCUUGGCCAAGAUCGUCGUGACAGGAUUUUGGCAGCAUUAUUUGUAUGUAGAAAUGACACUUCUGGUAUCGUACGUGCUACAACGGUGGAUAUUUGGAAGGCAUUGGUUCCAAAUACCCCAAGAGCAGUGAAAGAAAUUCUUCCAACAUUAACCGGUAUGAUAGUUACUCACUUGGCUUCAUCAUCCAACGUAUUACGUAACAUUGCUGCCCAAACUUUAGGUGAUCUCGUUCGUCGUGUAGGCGGUAAUGCUUUAUCACAACUAUUGCCAAGUUUGGAGGAAUCUUUAAUAGAAACAUCAAACUCAGAUUCUAGACAAGGUGUUUGUAUUGCUCUUUAUGAGUUAAUCGAAUCUGCUUCUGGAGAAACGAUAUCACAAUUCCAAUCUACCAUUGUUAACAUUAUUCGUACUGCGUUGAUUGAUGAAUCGGCUACUGUUAGAGAAGCAGCUGCGUUAUCUUUUGAUGUAUUCCAAGAUGUUGUUGGGAAAACAGCUGUUGAUGAAGUUUUACCAUAUUUGUUGCAUAUGCUCGAAUCUUCUGAUAACUCCGAUUUUGCUUUGUUAGGUUUACAAGAAAUUAUGUCGAAAAAAUCCGAUGUCAUCUUCCCAAUUCUAAUACCAACCUUACUAGCCUCUCCAAUAGACGCCUUCAGGGCUUCUGCUUUAGGUUCUCUGGCAGAAGUUGCUGGCUCAGCUUUAUACAAGCGUUUAUCAAUCAUAAUUAACGCACUGGUGGAUUCAAUCAUGGGGACUUCCAAUGAUGAGUCAACCAAGGCGGCAUUAGAACUUGCAUUGGACAGGGUGUUCUUAUCUGUGAACGAUGAUGAGGGUCUUCACCCAUUACUUCAACAGAUUAUGUCACUACUAAAGAAUGACAACAUGGAAAAGCGCAUAGCUGUUUUAGAACGUUUGCCGAAUUUCUUUGAUAAGACUACCCUUGAUUUUGGUGUCUAUAUUCCGGACUUUGUCUCGCACGCAAUUUUAUCAUUAGAUGAUGAGGAUUCAAGGGUUGUCAAUGGUAAUUUCAAUGCCUUGUCCGUUUUGUUGAAGAAGGUUGACAAGCCUACCCUAGAGAAAUUAGUCAAGCCUGCUAAACAGUCGUUAGCAUUGACAGGCAGACAAGGUGAAGAUGUCGCUGCAUUUAAGCUUCCAAGAGGGCCUAACUGUGUUUUACCUAUUUUCUUACAUGGUUUGAUGUAUGGUUCAAAUGAUGAAAGGGAAGAAUCUGCGCUAGCCAUUGCUGACGUCGUUUCUAAGACACCUGCUGCUAACUUAAAGCCAUUUGUGAGUGUCAUUACUGGUCCGUUGAUUCGUGUCGUGGGUGAAAGAUUUAGUAGUGACAUCAAAGCAGCAAUUUUAUUUGCACUUAAUGUACUAUUCAUUAAGAUUCCAAUGUUCUUGAGGCCUUUUAUCCCCCAAUUACAAAGAACAUUUGUUAAAUCCUUGUCUGACGCUACUAAUGAGACGUUACGUCUCCGUGCCGCCAAGGCUCUUGGUGCCCUGAUUGAACAUCAGCCUCGUGUUGAUCCUCUAGUCAUUGAACUGGUGACAGGUGCCAAGCAAGCCACAGAUGAAGGUGUUAAAACUGCUAUGCUUAAGGCUUUACUGGAGGUCAUUGUUAAGGCUGGUUCCAAAUUAAAUGAAAAUUCUAAAACAAACAUUGUUAACUUAGUUGAAGAAGAAAUGUUAGGUAGCAAUGAUAAACUGGCAGUUGCUUACGCUAAAUUGAUCGGGUCUUUGUCGGAAAUUUUGUCCAACGAUGAAGCUCACAAGAUUUUACAAGACAAGGUUUUGAAUGCAGAUUUAGAUGGGGAAACCGGUAAGUUUGCUAUUUUGACUUUAAAUUCCUUUUUGAAAGACGCACCUACGCAUAUAUUUAAUACGGGCUUGAUAGAUGAAUUUGUGAGUUACAUUUUGAAUGCGAUCCAUUCUCCUGAUGUUUACUUCGGAGAAAACGGUACCAUUGCUGCUGGUAAAUUGCUUCUGUUGGAAGGAGAAAAGAAGUCUCCUUUUGUCAAAACCGCAGCUGCAGAACCAUUCAGAAUUGGUGAUGAAAACAUCAAUCUUUUAAUCAAAGAGUUAAGUAAAGCUGUCUUACAACCAGCCAGUAAUUCUACCGACGUAAGAAGAUUGGCUUUGGUGGUUAUGAGAACAUUAGCCAGAUUUAAAUUUGAUGAGUGCGUUAAACAAUACUUCGAUCUGGUGGGACCAUCUGUAUUUGCUUGCUUGCGUGACCCUGUUAUCCCAAUUAAACUCGCUGCAGAAAAAGCGUAUUUAGCUUUGUUCAAAUUAGUUGACGAAGAUGACAUGCAUACCUUUAACGAAUGGUUUUCUGAAAUUUCAGAUCGCAGUAGCAGUAUCGAAACUAUUACAGGUGCUGCAAUACAAUUAAGAUCCAUUGGAGACUACACCAAGAGAGUUGGUAAAAGGUUAGCAAAUGUCGAAAGAGAAAGGAUUGCCGCCGGUGGAGAUGCGGAAACAAUGUUUAGUGACAGAUUUGAAGAUGAAAGAGAAAUAUGGGCUGUUGGAGGUGUUGAACUAACUACUGAUAUUUGA
Saccharomyces paradoxus is the source of this 8019-nucleotide messenger RNA. It is a transcript of the gene GCN1, whose product is annotated as Gcn1p. Gene Ontology annotation, molecular function: protein kinase regulator activity. The transcript has a single exon. The record is from RefSeq and is a predicted model, not a curated record. Gene Ontology annotation, cellular component: cytosol. Bases 1 to 8019 code for a protein of 2672 amino acids. Gene Ontology annotation, biological process: regulation of translation; cellular response to amino acid starvation. Lineage: Eukaryota; Fungi; Ascomycota; Saccharomycetes; Saccharomycetales; Saccharomycetaceae.